Messenger RNA from Gongylonema pulchrum, 600 nucleotides. Lineage: Eukaryota; Metazoa; Nematoda; Chromadorea; Rhabditida; Gongylonematidae. The record is from the annotation of a GenBank genome assembly.
AUGGAAGUAAUUGUAAUUUUCCGCAUGUUCUUUAUUUAUUGCGCUUUAUCAACGCAAAGAGUGAUUGCAGUAACAAUUUCUUCUAUAUCAUCGAGUGGCAGCAAUAACAAUGACAGUAUUUCCGGCUGGAACCUAACUGAUGUGCCUUACACUAUCCGCUAUUUUGAACAACCUUUUUAUAAUAACGGUGAUAACAGCAGCAAAAACAACGGCGAUGACAACAGAAGGGAGUUUAUUCGUAUUCAGUUAGACGAUGAAAUUGAUGAUAUCAACAACAACAGUACCAGAAGCAGCAUUCUGAAAUACGGUGAAGAGCAUAAUAGAAGCAAAAAAGGACAGUUCAAGCCCUCUGGGCCCCUAUUUAUGUAUGAUGACGGUUACACCAAUAAUACCCUCAAAAGCAUCAGCGAGAACAAAGAGGAGAAAAAUUUUAUUCGCACUCACAGCAACACAUUAUUUGGCUCAAAUAACAAGAUUGGCAUCAGUUUCUUAAAAAUUGACAGCAAGAACGACAACAAUAACAGCAGUAAAAUGCCGAUCGAGUGGAUUGACACCCGGCUCUUAUUUGACGACAGGAACAAAUCAACAACAGUACGGUGA